UACAGGGUACUUUAUAUGGCAUUUCCCAGCAACUACUCCACUGCUCCAGUCUCUGAAUUCCUCCUCAUCUGCUUCCCUAACUACCAGACUUGGCAGCACUGGCUGUCCCUGCCUCUCAGCCUCCUCUUCCUUCUGGCCAUGGGGGCCAAUGCCACCCUUCUGAUCACCAUCUGGCUGGAGGCCUCUCUGCACGAGCCUAUGUACUAUCUGCUCAGCCUCCUCUCUCUGCUGGACAUGGUGCUCUGCCUCACUGUCAUCCCCAAGGUCCUGGCCAUCUUCUGGUUUGACCUCAGGUCCAUCAGCUUCUCAGCCUGCUUCCUCCAGAUGUUCAUCAUGAAUUGCUUCCUUGCUAUGGAGUCUUGCACAUUCAUGGUCAUGGCCUAUGACCGCUAUGUGGCCAUCUGCCACCCAUUACAAUACCCAUUCAUCAUCUCUGACCAAUUUGUGGCUAGAACUAUCAUCUUUGCUGUGGCCCGCAAUGGCCUCUUUUUUCUCCCUGUUCCAAUUCUUUCUUCCAGACUCAGAUACUGUGCAGAGAACAUCAUCAAGAACUGCAUCUGCACUAACCUGUCUGUGUCCAGACUCUCCUGUGAUGACAUCACCUUCAAUCAGCUCUACCAGUUUGUGGUAGGCUGGACCCUACUGGGCUCUGACCUAAUUUUUAUUGUUGUCUCCUAUUCCUUUAUUCUGAAAGUUGUGCUAAGGAUCAAGGCUGAGGGUGCUGUGGCCAAGGCCCUGAGCACAUGUGGUUCCCACUUCAUCCUCAUCCUCUUCUUCAGCACAGUCCUGCUGGUUCUGGUCAUCACUAACCUGGCCAGGAAGAGAAUUCCGCCAGAUGUCCCCAUCCUGCUCAACAUCUUGCACCACCUCAUCCCCCCAGCUCUGAACCCCAUUGUUUAUGGUGUGAGAACCAAGGAGAUCAAGCAGGGAAUCCAGAAGCUACUGAAGAGGUUGUAAGAGGU
Messenger RNA from Equus caballus (horse), 962 nucleotides. NCBI's taxonomy places the organism in Eukaryota, Metazoa, Chordata, Mammalia, Perissodactyla, Equidae. The record is from RefSeq and is a predicted model, not a curated record.